AUGCGUUUUUUCAAAACAGCAGUCCUUGUGGCCGCCCUGUUCGCAACGACUGUGAUAGCAGGAAUGGAACAGUUGGCGGCCGUUUUACCCUCAUGUGCGGGCUGGUCAUCGGCAGUGCUUAACAUGGUUCUCGAUAUAAUUGUCAUGGCACUCCCUCUACGACAGCUAUACGGUUUGAACCUUUCCAUGAAACGGAAAUCAUUCGUAAUUUGCAUGUUCAGCCUGGGCAUAUUUGUCACCCUUGUCAGCAUCCUGCGGCUGAAUUCACUCAUUCACUUUGCCUCUACCACUAACCUUACAUGGGAUUACGUGGCUAUAGGGUAUUGGAGUACUAUUGAAUGUGACGUUGGCGUUAUAUGUGCGUGUCUGCCCGCUAUUCGAUCUCUACUACGUCGUAUAUCUCCCCGAUUUUUUGGAGAUACCGAGCAAGCCAAAUCAUCAUCAUACGCUAUGAACUCGCGUUCUCGUGGGACUUCUGGCCCUGUCCAGAACAAGAGUAGUGAUGGCCCAUUCUACCAGUUUGAUGACUUGGACCUUUCUGAUGAAGCCCGACUACACCAUCCACAACCAGUGUAG
Molecule: messenger RNA, 576 nt
Organism: Penicillium roqueforti
Lineage: Eukaryota; Fungi; Ascomycota; Eurotiomycetes; Eurotiales; Aspergillaceae
Exons: 4
Coding region: 1-576 (191 amino acids)
Source: RefSeq, a predicted model, not a curated record